Xenopus tropicalis (tropical clawed frog) is the source of this 8183-nucleotide messenger RNA. RefSeq names its product caspase 8 associated protein 2 (gene casp8ap2). The record is from RefSeq and is a predicted model, not a curated record. Gene Ontology annotation, biological process: negative regulation of DNA-templated transcription; apoptotic signaling pathway; extrinsic apoptotic signaling pathway via death domain receptors. The transcript has 10 exons. Lineage: Eukaryota; Metazoa; Chordata; Amphibia; Anura; Pipidae. The coding region runs from base 274 to 5745 and encodes 1823 amino acids. Gene Ontology annotation, cellular component: cytoplasm; mitochondrion; PML body.
ACACAAGUCUUCGCGCCAAACCAGUCUAGGUUUGUGGGCGGAGAAAGAUGACGUUAGCAAAAACGUCAUCCCUCGACAACUGAUUGGCUGCGGGGCCGCGGAGAGGCUCUGGGAUACCAUGGCCUAAGUGCGCCAGGCUGGCCUGGGGCCGCUGGACGAAGGCGGGUUCCCGGAGAAACUAGUGAGUGGUUAUCGCAGGUAGCUUCGGGAUCUGAAGGAACGAGACUAGCGAAGAUUUGGAUGAAAAAGAUAGAACUCCCUUAAAACAUCAAAAUGACAGACAAAAAUGCUACAGAAGAAGACCUUAAUAUGGUGUAUUUUCAAGAUGUAUAUGAUUCUCCUGCUAAAAGUGAUACCAGUUCUGUUGAUAUAUAUGAUGGACUGGAUAUUUCAAGUAUACCAGAGCCUCCUGUACUCUCCACUCCAACAAAGGAUUGUUUGGAUCUGUAUGAGGAAAUCCUGACAGAAGAAGUAACAGCUAAAGAAGCCUCAUUCAAUGACUUGCAUGCUGAAUAUGAGAAGUGUCAGAAACAAAUGAAAGAACUUGUUAACAGACUCAAAGAAAUGCAGACUCAGAACACAACCUUGCAAAAUGAGAAUCAGUGUCUGAAAAAGAAUAUUUCUGCGGUCAUCAAGACUGCGAGAGUAGAAAUUAAUCGCAAAGAGGAUGAGAUCAACAGACUCAAUCAGAGGUUGUUUUCUUCUGUGAACCCUCGUGUCAAUAAACACAUUCCUGUGCCUUUAUCAGAACCUAACAAAACCAGCUGCCACUUGGAAAGCAGAUCGAAUAGAACACAACCAAAAAAUAUGGACAGCUGUGGAAAAUCUGAAUUGCAAAAGCAUACAGUCCACCCUAAAAGAAAUGAUUCAACUCAAUCGAAUUAUCAGCCUACAGAAAAGGACUUAAAUGCUGGGGGCAAGAAUUCUUCAGGCAGUUCAAAACCCUCAUGUGCUAAGCUUUUUAAAAUUUCAGAGACCGAUUUAGAAAUACAACCAAAAAAUAUGGAUAGCUGUGGAAAAUCUGAAUUGCAAAAGCAUACAGUCCACCCUAAAAGAAAUGAUUCAACUCACUUGAGUUAUCAGACUACAGAAAAGGAGUUAAAUGCUGGGGGCAAGAACUCUUCAGGCAGUUCAAAACCCUCAUGUGCUAAGCUUUUUAAAAUUUCCGAGACCGAUUUAGAAAAAAAAUGUACAGAAGGAUAUUUAAACCAAGAUGCAGCAAAAGGAAGAAAGGAAAGAAAUGUUGAAUGUCAGUCUAAAGACAGUGAGCGAAAGCAGAGGAAGGAGGAGUGUAAAAGUAGUAGCAGCAGUUCAGCAAGUGAAAAGAAAAUUGUUGAACUAAAAGAAAAUGGACCUACUUCAAACAGUGUAACAAUGGACAGUGGGCUAGAAAACCAGGCUACAAAGUUUGAUUUACUUAAUGAAAGAAAUAGAAAAUCACUUUCCUCAGCUUCUCAUGAUAAAGCAUGCUCUAUGAGAGACAGGGCACAGUCAAAGGAAGAUCCUCGUACAAAGGAGAAACUUCGAAAGCCUUAUGAAUCUUACAGCCGAAGGGACUCUAAAGAUUAUGACAAAGGUAAAGGCUCAGAACAUAGGAGCAGGCCAACUGAAAAAGAAGAUCCACCAAGGCGAUCACAGAGAGCUUCUCACCUAAAGGAUGAGGGUUCUUAUAAAGUAAAGACUGAAUUAAAUGAUCACAGAAGGAGCAGUGAUACAAGCAGAAGAGAGAAGCAUUCUUCUGACUAUAAUAAAGAUUCAAAAUCUGGGUACAGAGAUUCCAAAUUAAUUAGCGGCAGUAAAAAUGAACAUAAGAUGUCAUCAAAGAAAGAAGACCAGCACUUACUGAACCGCAAAAGUGUGAAAUCGAGUAGGGAUAAAAAAGAUGAAAGCAAAGGGAGCAAAGAAAAAGAGGGAAGUCAUCGUGACCGAAAAGAAUAUAAAGAAUUUACAGAUGAGGGAAAACUGAAAGAGUUAUCUUCAGAUAAGCAAAGUAGUGAAGUAAAAAGUCUCUGUAAAACAGAUAAUCAGUGCAAACCUUUGAAUACUGAAAAACAGGUGGUAGAUCCAAAUGAAAAGGAAACCAGCACGGUAAGGGAUCUUAAGCUGUCAUAUAUGGAAACUCUUAAUCUCACCCUCUCUCCUGCUAAGAAGUCACUCUCUGAUUCUAAUACAAACAAACUGCCCUUAGAACUGUGUGAUGUGAAAUGUGGCAUCAGUGAAAUGAACAAUCCUGAGCCAAUGCCACAAGUGUGUGAGUCUUUACAGAGUAUAAAUGAAGUGAAAUCUGAGUCAUCUCGGAAAAGCAAUGCUGGACCAAUUAUUGUAACAAAUGAUCCACCAAUAAAACAAGUGACAAAGUCUAACAUAAAUAUGGAAAAUAAGACAUGCCAAGCUAAGCAAGUUGUGGAUGAAAUGAUAUGUACUCAGCAAAACCAACCAAUUGAAGAAACUAAUUCAGCACCCUCCAAUGCAGUGCUUUCAGUGGCUAAUCCAGAAAAGGCUGAUGAAAAUAAUGAGCUGCAUAUACUUCAUUCUGAUGAUAUGGAAACAAGUGUUGUUGACGUCUCACAGGUUAUAGACCUGGAUUCCUACAUAGAGCUUGACAAAUGCAGUGGCAGUGAGAGUCCUUUUUCAGAUAAUGUAGAUGAAGAUAGUGUUGCACAAACAGGAUUUUGCCAGGAGAACUUGAGUCCAUCAAAACAGUUGAAUAAAGAGUCUGAACAUAAUACCAACUUUUUGAAAAAUGUAACUGAACCAGCAAAAGGUAUAUGUGAAUCAUCAAAUUCUGAUCUUGUAGAAAUAAGCACUAAAGAAAUUGAGUCUAAGCAGUGUUUCCAUGAUGAUGACGACUCUGUAAUGAAUAUUGACUUACAUUUUAUAAGACGUGUUCCAAAAAUCAUCAGCCCGCUUAAAAGUCCAAUGAAGCCAAUAGAGAAACUGCAUAGAAAUGAUUAUACAGCCAAGGCUUCUGUAGUGAGAAUGUUAAAUAAAGAGUUCUACUAUGCUAAUGGAAGCACCAGUGCUCAUUUGUCAAAAGAGCUAAAUAAGGAAAAUUUUCAGCCAGCUCUAAAGAAUGACCCAAGUUCUGGAAAGUGUUCACCCAUUAUUAUUUCUUCAGAUGACAUGGAAGAAGGCGAGAUUUUAAGUGAUGUGGAGGAAGUUACAUGUGUGCAAGCACCCCACACCACUCCUAGCCCAAAGCAAAGUUCUGUAGUCCAAAUGAAUAUUAAUGAAGAUUCAGCAAAUUUCCAAAGAGAAGACACAUCAUUGAGAAAACCAAAUGGAAUGAUAUCCCCGCGAAAACAAAGUGCAACUAAGUCGAAGGGAAAAUGUAAAUCUGAUUUAAAAAUACAUUUACUUAAACAGCCUAAUAAGAAAGAAAGAAAGAUAAAUCCUGACAACUGUCUUGAAGAAAUUAUGAAAACCGACCAGCCAUCUUCUGUACAAGAUGUUUUACAGAUGCUACGUGCAAUUCGAAAGCAUAUUAGAAAAAAAUACAUGAAGUUUAAAAUGCAAUUUACAGUGCGCCAGUACCAUAAGGUAAUAGAAGUUGGAACAUCUUACUUUAUAACACUGGUAAAAAAAGUUAAUUGGACUGCACUGUGUUCGUUGCCAAGCAGUUUGCAAAAAAAACUAUGUAAAUACAUAGAUAAUAAAAUGAAAAAGCUGAAAAAGAAUGGGAUUGUGGAUCGUAUUUUUGAACAACAUCUAUUAGAUAUGAAAAAAAAGCUCUGGAAUUUUGUGGAUGACCAGUUGGAUUCCUUGUUCGAAACACUCAAAAUAAUGCUAACCAAAUUGUGUGACAAAGCCGAGUUAGAAAGUAUUAAUGAUAAAAACAGGAUUCAGAAUAAUAUUUCAUCAUCUGUUCGUAUCAGAGGUUCAAAAAUUAAGAAAAGUAGGCAAGAAAAGCAUAAAAGUGCACCAAUUUCUGAUCCAAACUUAAAAAAAGAUCCUUUAGAAAGCCAAUGCAAAGCACAAGUUUCCAACAUUAAAGACCAGAAUAAUAAAACAGGUAGGAAUAGUGUAAGUAAAAAAGACAGUCCCUCCAGAGAACCAGUAAAAAGACCUGUUGACGUUGAAUCCGUCCCAAAAAGUAAAAUUUUGAUUGAAAAAAAUAUAAAACCAGCAUUAGCAGGGUCUUGUGAAAGCCAGAAACUCAAGCCUGACAAUUCAGGCUUAUCUUUUAAUUUGGUAAGUGAUGACCAUAUGGGUGACAUCUUUAAAAAUUUGCUAAAUGAUUUAGAAGCUUUGGAGCAAACGAAGACUUCAGGAGAACAACCAUGGGUGCUUAAAACACCAGAAAAAACGAAUAUUUCUAGCCAGAAAAUGUCCUUGAAUAAUGAAAAUACACCAUUAAAAACUUCUUUGCAACUGCCUUCUUCUGUGUCCUGGCCUCCACAUUCUCCUGUGCAAUCCAGUUCAUUUUCAACGCUUGAGAUGGUUGUUAACCCAGAUGCCUUAGAUGAGAGCUGCAUGCUAGAGAUUCCUUUUACUUCCUCCUCUGGCAAGAGCCUUGAUGAAAAACCAAAAUCCUAUUCAUCUAUACUAAUGGAGGAUCUUGCAGUAUCAUUAACUGUGCCAUCUCCAUUGAAAUCUGAUUCUCAUUUAAGCUUCCUCAGACUGGGGGCUGCACCUGAAUAUGUUUCAGAAGAAGUUAUUAGUGCACAUUAUAGUGAUAGUGCUCUGCUAGAAGAAGAAGAUGUUGCAGAACAAGAUAUACAUUUAACACUGGAUUCUGAUAACUCAAAUAGUUCUUUGGAAAAUACAAGUGACACAUCCAGUUUCCAGUGCCUUCCAAGUGAACCCAUGCAAGCUGUUAUCAUGGAGAAGUCAAAUGAUCACUUCAUUGUAAAGAUAAGAAGGGCAGCCUCAACUUCAUCUCCUAAUUCUGAAUACCCUGUAACUGAAAAUUUUUCACACCUCCCACCACAAUCAACAAAUGCAGAUGUUAAAGACCUUGCUGAUCACUUAAAAAAUGUAAAUUUUGAAGAGCAUGAACCUCAUGGGGAGAAUAGUCCUCAUAAAAUUGAAAAUAAUAAAGCAGUAGACUUAAAACUGUUGCCGCAAAAAGAUGAGCAUGAAAUAACUGUGUCGUUGUUUAAACCCCCCAAACCCCUUAGUCCAAGUAAAGACUCUAAUUUUGUGUCAACAUCUUAUUCAAACAUGGAUCAACUUUUUCAUUCAGUAAAAGGCAAAAAGGAUUGUGAAAAAAGCAAUUUAUCCUCUGAGCAGGUAAGCAAAGGCUCUAUAAGCUGUAAGGAGGAGUCUUUUGAAAGCAUUGCACAAGUCAACUGGAAUGAUAAAGAUCAGGACAGGAAACGAAAAAAGGGAUUAAAAGAGGAACCACUGGCAAAAAGGAGACAAGUGCAAUGUCUCAACCCUGAAACUAAAGAAAAAAAUGCAAAGGAACAUGGGAAAGAAAAAAGCGAUACUUUGUCAAAGGAAAAGUCUCAAAAAAAGCACAAAAGGUCUGUCAGCGAUGGCACUCUUCAGUUAAGCUCAUCACCAAAGGACUCUUCAAAUUGCAUAUCUGCAAAGAAUGUAAUAAAAAAGAAAGGAGAAGUUGUUGUGACUUGGUCCAGGGAUGAAGAUCGGUUAAUUCUCCUUAACUGUCAGCAGCUUGGAGCAGAUCAGAAAACAUUUAUUUCCUUAUCUUCAAAAAUGAAUAAACACCCUCAUGAGAUUGAGGAAAGGUUCCGGCAGUUGAUGAAACUAUUCAAGAAAUGCAGAUACUCUGCCACAUGACACCGUGCACUGAAGUUCUGCUUUGUGGACCAACUAAAAGUGAUGUGAAAUGUAGAAUAUCCACAUUAAAAGGGAUCAGAACUCCAGUCAUGGUGCAGGCAAUUAGUACAGACUGCAUGGAAUGAAACGUGAAGAAUUUGAACUGAAUACCAGAAUUCUUAUCCAUGAUCGCAAGGUUAUUUAUAUAAUGCUGUUAUUAUAUCAGGUAUUUUUCUAGUAAAGGAUAUAAACAUUUGAUCCACCAUUUCUUUUCAUUUAUUAUUAUAGUGGAAUUAAACAACCAAUAUGCUAACUGAUGAUGGCAAACUUCAGACAUUUUUUGGGUUCAAAAUAUCAUAAUUCACCAUACAUAAAAGAAUGUGGUAUCAGAACUUCUAUUUACAUAAAAGAAUUAGCCAUACCAAUGUUACUGAUUUCUUUACUUAUUAGCGCUUAUGAAUUUUGCAUGUUUUUUUAACAGCCAGCAAGCCAUUUUUCACAUUAGGGUAUUGUUUCCUUACUAUCCUUGAUCUGUGUCUAAGUAUAGAAAUUUCAUGUACUUGUCAUGUUAGGGUCCAUAUAUGUAAUGCUACUUUGCCAUUGCUAGUAAGGUUAGAAAAGACCUAGCUGCUGAUCCUUAGCUGCCUGUUUGGAAAUACAGAGGGUGCUGCACAACACCUGGGAAACACAACAUGUUUGUUUGCAAAGAUAUUCUUUAUGGGGUUAUUAACAUCUCAAUGCAUGGCUUGGUCUUAUGCUGUGAGACAUGAAACAAAUUUGUAAUGAUGCAGAAAACAUUUGGAGGACUUAGAUUAUAUGUUUCCAGGUUGCCUUUUGGCAUCACUAUGCUGCCACUUUUAUGUCAGUGCCUCAUUUUCUGUUACAUUUUUUAGUGACUGCAUUUAGACUAUGAAGUUGGGUAUCUUUCCAUGCUGGUAUGUAGAGGAGAGUGGCACAAAGAAUUCUUCCCUUAAGUCACUGAUUGGUAACUGACUAGUAACAGCUUAGAGAGCUGUAAAGCAGGAAGUAGUGUUCUGGCUAUUAUGAUAGACAACUGCUCACUCCAGCCUUCAUAGAUUACAUUUUUGGCUAACUAAUUAUAUUAGAAAUAUUUUUUUUUAUUUUGCUCAGUCUAUCUAUUUUUCCCAGUUUAAUUUUUACACUGAACAGUUCCUUUAAGAUUAGUGACUAUAGUAACCAGAACUGGGUUAUUUUGUAGUUCUGUUUUUUUUUUUUAUAUUACUGUUCAGGCUUUUCCCUAAUCAUACUCCCAUCAGUCAUUCAACCCAAAUGCCUUGUUAGGUGUCUGACCCCAACAACCACAUGCUCAAAGGUAAUUUUAAGGUGAACUUCCUAAUUAAAGGACAUAUUGGACGUACAGGGAUGGUGGUGAAGGAAGCUGCAAAAUCAUAUAUAUGUAUGGAUUGACAUUUUGAACAUUUAAACCAGGAGGCACCUAGAUCUUUAAAUAUGUGAAUAUGUAUUUAAAUGGCAUCAGCCAUUUCUCACCUGUUACCAGCCAACCAGAUGAGAAGUUCUUCCAAUCUUGAUGCUUGUAGAGCUUAAGACCAUACUAUAGAAAAUUUCUUAAAAGAAGCAGUAUAUACUGUUGAUCAACUGGAGUGCUAUGUCUCAGUCACCCACAAGGCCACACACAACCUAGAAGUUGCACAUUUUGGUAGGUGGGAUACUUUAGAAUGCAUGCAUGGUGACAUGUGAAACAGUGAUAUUUGCCUAAUUAAAUGUACCCUCUACUAUAGUUAAUACUCCAAAUACUUUUUUAGAGCAUAAGUCUUGAUUCUUUGGGAGCAGAGAAACCAAUGUAGGUAUGGUUUGUUUCUGUAUUGAUUCCCAUCAUUGGGGUGGGAGAAAGCUACAUACUGUAAUGUACAAAAUCGUUUUGUCUGGAGGUUUGCUCUGGUAACCUUCACUCUUUGACAUUCAAUCCAGCUGCUCUCUGUAGAAUUCUGCAAUAUGACAAGACAUACAGUAUAUGAUUUAUUAUAUGUGCUAUGGAAAUCGGGGAGAACGGAAAGCUUAUUAACAUGGAGCAUGGUUGACUAGGCUGAUGUGUGAUAUGUGGCCCUAGUACCCACAAGCUUUAGAAUAAAUUGUUAUUUACUGUGAGCAUCAUCAAUACAAAGUUCUUUUUCCUUUACUUUUCACAUCAACAUUUGCUGCACCUUCUCUGUUUAAAGCUAUGCAUUAUCAGACUGUUUACCUGUUUUGUUACUGUGGUGUAAAUGUAUAUUUCAUGUGUAAAUGUGUCUUUUUCCUUUUGUUUGUAAAUGUGUACAGGUUCACUACUAUUUUUUCUUGGGUGAACAUUUAUGUAUAUAAUGUGAGAAUUUUUUUUUAAUUAACUGUAAAAACACUGGAAGCCUUUAUUUUGUAAAAACCUGUUUGCUUACAGUUGUAAUAACAAAAAUACUUUAUAAAGUUGUAUUUGUUCAAUUUUC